Messenger RNA from Arachis stenosperma, 4758 nucleotides. RefSeq names its product autophagy-related protein 11. Gene Ontology annotation, biological process: autophagy of mitochondrion; reticulophagy; positive regulation of protein phosphorylation. The coding region runs from base 1048 to 4524 and encodes 1158 amino acids. Gene Ontology annotation, molecular function: protein kinase binding; molecular adaptor activity. The transcript is spliced from 5 exons. Gene Ontology annotation, cellular component: Atg1/ULK1 kinase complex; extrinsic component of membrane; phagophore assembly site membrane. NCBI's taxonomy places the organism in Eukaryota, Viridiplantae, Streptophyta, Magnoliopsida, Fabales, Fabaceae. The record is from RefSeq and is a predicted model, not a curated record.
UUGCUUUCACAAUUCUCCGAAACGAUCAGAGAGAGAGAGAGAGAGAGAGAGAGAGAUCAUCAAGGUUACUUCUCACGGAAGGUUCUCACUGCAAUUUUUAAUAAAGCAAGCAAAACCAAGUUCUCUACUUCCCUCAAGGAAGAACAACAUAUAGAAGAAGCAAAACAAAGAGAAAAAGAAAAACAUUGUAGUCAUUCAGAAGAAAUUAUCAUCAAAUAGAGUCUGGGUUUGGGUUUGGGUUUGGGUUUGGGUUGGGGUUUCGUGACAACCUCCUUGUUCUGUUUCGCUGCUUAACCGAGAUUCUGGAAAAUCGAUUGCUCCACGUAAUCAUAUCCCUAACAAUCCAAGAUUUUCGCCCUCUUUUACUUGGCCCUAUUUUCCGUCCUAAUAUAACUGUUUCCAUCUCCUCCUCCUUUUUAUAUAUAUCGUUUUCCUCAUAUGCGUUGUCUUCUCUCGUUGGAUUCUCGCGAAUCCUUUGCUGCCUCUAUUCACUUCCACAUCUUGUGUGUUUCUCCACCUUCCUUCCGAUUUUGCGGCCACUGAACGACGCCGAUUUCCCUGAGGUUUUCAUCCUUCGUGCUUUUCUCUUUCUCUGGUGGACUUUGGGGUUGCUCUUAACUAGGGUUUUUUUGGGGAUCCAAGGUUCAAGUUCGUGUCUUUCUGUGAAAAUCUCUGCCGGGUAUGUGCAAAGUUGAACUCUUGUUGCACUGGGCUUGCCGUUAUAUUGAUUGAUUUCUGUGAUUUUGUCGUGAAAAGCUUAUUCUUUUAUUGUUGUUUUUUGCGGAUAGUUGGACCCGUUUGAGAAUUCGUUGGAUUUUGAUUCUAGAUAUUUUAAAAAAAGAGAGUGCUAAUUUUUUGUUCAGUACAUAGCUUAAAACCUUGUGUGGUGUGAAAAAAAGAGAAGGAAGCAGACUGAAUUGUAUGGUGGCGGUGUUCUUCAGCUAUAUCUGUGAUUGAUUUCGACCCCACCUUAUUAGGUCUUGAUUGGUUCCCCUCUGCUUGUGAUUGAGACGUAAGUGGUGGGGACUUUGCUGGGGCGGAUAAGAGAUGAGCUCCAGUGUCACUGGAAGCUUGGUCCGGGAGGGCCAGCUGCUGGUUCAUAUUGCCGAGAAUGGACAUUCAUUUGAGUUGGAUUGUGAUGAAAACACGCUUGUUGAGGCAGUUAUGAGGUCCAUUGAAUCUGUUACUGGGAUUAAUUUUAAUGAUCAGCUUGUGCUUUGUAUGGAUAUGAAACUUGAAUCACAGCGGCCGCUGUCUGCAUACAAGCUUCCAUCUGAUGACAGAGAAGUAUUCAUAUUCAAUAAAGCAAGGCUUCAAAGCAAUUCGCCGCCUCCACAGCCAGAGCAAGUUGAUAUUCCCAGUAAUUUCGAGCCACCAUCACCGUCCUCGUCGCAUGAUCCGCACCCUCUUGAUGAUGCUUUGGAUCCUGCUUUGAAGGCCUUGCCAUCUUAUGAGCGGCAAUUCAGGUUCCAUUAUCAUCGGGGCCAUGCUAUUUAUAGUAAUACCAUAAUGAAAUAUGAGCAUUGUGAGAGGCUUUUGAGGGAACAGAUGGUUCAAGAAAGAGCAGUGGAGGUUGCAAGGGGAAAUUUAGAGCAGUACUAUAGGAUGAUUAACCAAAACUAUGGGGACUUUAUGAAGCGUUACCUGCAGCAACACAGGAUACAUUCUGAUCUUUUGUCUAAUUUUGGGAAGGAUGUUGAGAGACUUCGAUCUGUUAAACUUCACCCUGCUUUACAAACUCCUAAUCGCAAGUGUUUACUGGAUUUGGUGAAGGAAGAAAAUUUGCGGAAGUCGGUGGAGAAUUGCACCAGUUCCCACAAGCAGUUUGAGAACAAGGUUUCACAAUUUAAGCAGACUUUUGGUGCAGUGAAGCGCCAGGUUGAGGAGUUGUUGUCUAACAGGGAAUUCUUAUCCAUGAAGACCCUAGAACAAGAUAUAAAAGAACAUCUGAGAUAUAUAAAUGAACAAAAGAGUAUCAUGCAAUCUCUGAGCAAAGAUGUGAACACUGUAAAGAAACUGGUCGAUGAUUGUCUAUCCUCCCAAUUGUCGUCAUCACUUCGUCCUCAUGAUGCAGUGUCAGCCUUGGGUCCUAUGUAUGAUGUCCAUGACAAAAAUCACUUGCCUAAGAUGGAGGCUUGUGAUCGUGCUAUUACUAAGCUAUUAAACAUCUGCAAGAAAAAUAAGAAUGAUAUGAACGACUUUGUGCACAGAUACAUGCAAAGCAUAACAUAUGUUUCUUAUCUCAUCAAAGAUCAGAAGCUACAAUUCCCUGUAUUCAAAGAGGCAAUGGGUCGACAGGAGGGUUUAUUUGUGGAUUUAAAGUUGUUCCAUGGUAUAGGUCCUGCAUACAGAGCUUGCCUUGCAGAAAUAGUGAGACGAAAAGCAUCCAUGAAGCUGUACAUGGGCAUGGCUGGACAACUGGCUGAAAGACUUGCUAGUAAGCGGGAGGCUGAGGUCAGGAGACGAGAGGAAUUUCUGAGAAUACAUAGUUUAUGCAUCCCUAGAGAUGUAUUGUCGGCUAUGGGAUUGUUUGACACUCCUAACCAGUGUGAUGUCCAUAUAGCUCCAUUUGAUGUUGGUUUGCUUAAUAUUGACAUAUCAGAUGUAGAUAGGUAUGCUCCUGAGCAUCUAGCAGGAGUAAUGUCCAAGAUGGAGAAGCAGGGGAGCUUCAAAAGUUCAUCUGCUCUGAGUGGUUCUAGCUCUCACUCGGCCGAGACUGUAGAAAUUACCUCCGAGUCAAUUGACAGAUAUGAUUCUGAGGACCUUCUUGAUGGCAGUGAGCUGGUUGAAAUUGCUGGAACUAGCAAAAUGGAAGUUGAGAAUGCAAAACUCAAAGCUGAGCUUGCUUCAAGAAUUGCUUUGAUAUGUUCACUGUGCCCUGAGAUUGAGUACGAGUCACUGGAUGAUGAAAGGAUGGAUCAUAUAUUGAAGAAUGCUACAGAGAAGACAGCGGAAGCCUUGCAUCUGAAAGAUGAAUAUGUUAAACAUGUUCAAUCCAUGCUUAAGAUGAAGCAGAUGCAGUGUGAUUCAUAUGAGAAACGUAUUCAAGAAUUGGAGCAGAAAUUGUCCAAUCAGUACGUGCAGGGGCAGAAGAUGUCCAGCCUACAUGAUGCUACUGACUUCCCACUUAUGUCUGGGAAGACAGACAAUUGCAAAUCGCAAUAUGUGAGCAGUGAAGCCCACAUGCCUUGCGUAUCUACUUCAGAGCCCAUGGAUGAGGUAUCAUGCAUCUCGAGUUCCUUGGAUGCAAAACUUGGUCUAUUUGCAGAACACACUGAUAAAGCUUUAGAUGGAGUGGAUGAAAACAUGUUGGAUUCCUCUGGAGUGCAGAACCCACAGUUGGAUUCUUCUAUGAUGGAGCCACACCGUGAAGAAGUGCAAAGUGGUGAUAAAGAUAAAAAGGAAAAGAUUGUUGGACAAUUAGGCAUGUCACUAACUAAUAGUUCAACUGCUGAGAGCAUGCCUGUGCAGCAUGAUAUUGGACCUUGUAGCUUAGCAGAUUGUGCAGUAUUGGGUUCCAAAAUAAACAAUGACAAGUUGUUGGAACUACAAAGUGCACUUGCAGAGAAAACAAAUCAAUUGAAUGAGGCUGAAAACAAGCUUACAGCUGUUGUAGAUGAGGUUGCUAGUCUCAAGAGUGAGCUGGAAGCCAAGUUAAUACUACUUGAUGAAUCUCAGAUGAAUUGUGCUCAUCUAGAGAAUUGUUUGCAUGAGGCAAGAGAGGAAGCUCAAACACAAAAAAGUUCUGCUGACAGGAGGGCCUCAGAAUAUAGUUUACUGCGUGCAUCUCUCAUUAAAAUGCGCAGCCUUUUUGAAAGGCUCAAGACCUGUGUUUAUUCUCCUGGUGCUGUGGCUGGUUUUGCAGAUUCGCUGCGUAUUUUGGCACAAUCUUUGGCCAACUCUGCAAAUGACAAAGAUGAUGAUGAUAUUGCUGAGUUCCGAAACUGCAUUCGUGUAUUGGCUGAUAAAGUUGGUUUCUUAUCAAGGCACCGUGAAGAGCUACUUGAGAAGUACACAAGAAUAGAAGCUGCUAAUGACCAGCUCCGGAAAGAAUUGGAGGAGAAAAAAGACCAGGUCAAAACCUAUUACAACAAGCAUCAGCUUGAGAAACAGGCUAAUAAAGAGAAGAUUUCUUUUGGUUGUUUGGAAGUUCAUGAGCUUGCUGCCUUUGUGCUCACUCCAGCUGGGCAUUAUGUGGCAAUUACUAGGAACUGCUCUAAUUACUACCUAUCCACUGAAUCUGUGGCCCUUUUUGUUGACCAUCUCCCAAGCAGACCUAACUACAUUGUUGGACAAAUUGUGCAUAUUGAACGCCAAAUUGUGAAGGCAUCAGCGCAUACUGUGACUCGGCCGGAGCGUCAUGGUAGGUCUGAUAAACUGACAUCUGACACGGGGACUGACCGGUUAUCCUUGAAUUCAGGAUCAACUCUCAAUCCAUAUGGUCUCCCUGCUGGCUGUGAAUAUUUCAUAGUGACCGUAGCAAUGUUACCUGAUACCACCAUUCAUUCAUCAUCUCCUUCCUGAUCCUGCAUCAUCCUGGCAGAUUAGACGUGAUGGAAGAAUUUAAUUGUACAUACGAAAAACAACUUUCCAAAGAUGAAAUGCUCUUUCUGAGUAUUGAACUGGUUAACCAUUUGUAUAGCUGAUGAACCAGAUCUGUUUCAUCUCCCCUGUACAUAUUUUUACCUUUAUGAUUCUGUACAAAUUGUGAAUAUUAUUUAGCACCUGUUUAUUUGGAACUUUGCUGUUUCUUUUUAA